Molecule: messenger RNA, 4515 nt
Organism: Phascolarctos cinereus (koala)
Lineage: Eukaryota; Metazoa; Chordata; Mammalia; Diprotodontia; Phascolarctidae
Gene: GPRIN1
Product: G protein regulated inducer of neurite outgrowth 1
Biological process (GO): neuron projection development
Cellular component (GO): plasma membrane
Source: RefSeq, a predicted model, not a curated record
CCCCGUCUGUCCUGCUCGUCUCCGAGGCAGCGGCUUCCCGCGCAUGCUCCAUCGGAGGGCGCGGGCUGACAGCUGCGCUCGGCGCCAGCCUGGGCACUGAAGGAAGCAGCGCAGCGGCGACCGCGGGCGCGAGGAGCAGGGCACUGGGCACGGGUGAGACGGGCGCUGCUCCCGGACCCCAGUGGAGGCGGCCUGAGGAGGAGGAAGGGCUGCUCCAAAGGGGCACAGAACCAUUGGACAGCCGUUGGAUAGACUAUGGCCAAGGGCUUGUGGGAAGAUGGGCAGCACUAAAGAGACAGCCAGCCUGCAGCUGUUACAUCAAGAACCUGGGCCCCACUUGCCACAAGUAGCUCAGUCUGCCUCUCUGUGUGAUCAGGUUAGGAGCUGCCAAACAGCAGACCUCGCUAUGAGGAACUGCUGUGUGAGUGAGCUGGGCCUCCCUAGUGAAGCAGCCAGCUCCGAGCCCCAAGUUCAUCCCAAGAAGGAGGCCUCAGAGGUGAGUCUGGGACCUACCCACUCCUGUGGGCCUGCAGAAUUGGCAUCUGGAUCAGAGAAACAAUUACCACUGAGUCCAAAAGAACUGGGUCCUAGUGGGAUCUCCCUGGUUUGCUCCUCUGAUUCCAAGUGCUCCAGCCCCUCUCCAACUUGGGCCACCAGGGGAAAAGAGGAGUCAGAGAAAGAGACCACUUUGGGGCUACCAGAAGAGCCACCCCAAGAAGAAGCUAUAAUAGAAACUUCAGGCCUGCUGCCAGCUUCAACCUCAGGGAAGCCAGAUCCUGUGUCCUGUGAGAAAAAGGAUCCUACACCCUUGGGGAAAAUAAAUUCUGUCACUUUGGAGAGCAUGGAUCCCAUGUCCUCAGAAAAAAAUGAUUCCACCUCCAUGGGGAUGAAGGAUCCCUUGUCCUCAGGAAGAUCAGACCCUGCAUCACUGAAGAAGGAUGGUCCUGUGUCGCUGAAGAAUGUAGAUCCUGCAUCCUCAGGGAAAACAAAUCCCUUGACCCAGGGGAAAGCAAAUCCUCUGUCUAUGGGAAAGAUGGAUCGCAUUUCCUUAGGGAAAGCAGAUCCUUCAUUCUCAGAGAAGGCAAACUCUAUACCUUCUGGGAAGACAGAUCCUGUGUUCUUAGGGAAAGUGGAUUCUCUGUCCUUGGGGAAGGAAGUUGUCAUUGCUUCAGGAAAGACAGAUUCUUUGUCUUCAGGAAAAGUAGAUUCUGUGGCCUCAGGGAAGGCGAAUUCCAUGUCCCAGGGAAAAAUGGACCCUGGGACCUUGCUGAAGGAAGAUGUCAUUGCCUCAGGAAAGGCAGAUCUCAUGUGUGCAGGGAAAGUACAUCCUGUGUCCUUAGGGAAGGUAGAUUCCACAUCUCUGGGGAAAGUGGAUCCUGUGCCUUUAGGGAAGGCAGAUCUCAUGUGCUCUGUGGAGGUAGAUCUCACAUCCUUAGGAAAAGUCAAUCUAGCAUCCUUGGGAAAGGCAACUUCCAUUUCUCCAGAGAAAGUGGAUUCUGUGCCCUUCAGAAAUGCGGAUCCUAUUUCCUCAGAGAAAGCAAAAGCUAUUCCCUCGGGAAAGAUAGAGCCUAUGCUGUCAGGAAAGACAGAUCCCAUCCCUUUGGGGAAGACAGAUCCCAUGUCCCUGAAGAAGGAAGAUCUCAUGUCUUUAGGGAAUGCAGAUUCUGUCCCCUUGGGGAAGGUGGAUCAUGUUUCCUUGGACAAGGUGAAGCCUAUGUCUUUGGGGAAGACAGAUUAUGUCUCCUCAGGGAAGGUGGAUCAUGUUCCCUCAGACAAAGUAGAUCCUAUGUCCUUGGGGAAGGUAGAUCCAAUGUCUCCAGAGAAAACAGAUUCUAGACACAUGGAAAAGGUUGAUCCUGUACCCUUGGAGAAGGCAGAACUCACAUCCUCGAAGAAGGGAGACUCUGUGUCUUCAGAGCAAUUGGAUCCCCUGCCCUUGAAUAAGGUGGAUCCCAAGCCUUUGGAGAAGGUAAAUCCUAUGUCCAUGGAGGAACUGGAUGCUAUGUCUUUGGGAAAAGCAGACCCUGUGUCCUUUAAGAAGUCUCCAGCCUCAAAAGAACUUCUCCCAGAAACCUCGAGUCAGAGCUCAGCCUGCCCUAAAUCAGAAACAAUGCCUUUCUCUGACUCCCAGAGAUUGAACAAAGAAAUGGCUAUUUAUGGAGCACCCCAGGACACCCAGCCUGACUUCAGCCACAAGGCAGCAGCAACUCUCCUCGCCACUGGACCUGAAACCCCUUCAGUGAAGGUUCCUGAGACCCAAGCCAUCACAGAGGAAUCUCAAAAAACAGCAUCUGCAUCCCCAAGCCAAGGAUGGUCAUCAGGGUGCUCUCCACAAUCAGCCCUACAGAAAAUGAACCCAGCUGACCCUGCCAAGGCUGGAGCAGAGGAAAUCCCACUGACCCCAGAGAGGAUCCAGGAGCUUCCUGGAGCUCCACAGAAAGGAGUGGGUCCAACUCCAGUCAGGGAAGUCAGGACUAGGGAUAAUUUCACUAAGGUGCCAUCCUGGGAUGUGAGCACUCCACAACAGGAUGCUGGCACCCAGGCAGAUACACGUGCUGUCUGCGUGUCUGUGGCAGUGAGCCCCAUGACUCCCCAGGAUGGUUCAGGCCCCACAACCUUCAGCUUCCAACCCAGUGCUCAGAAUGCUCCAGCUUCCCGGAGUCCUGGCCUACUGCUAUCCAAGAAGGAUGUAGAGAUGCAGGUGUCUAUGAGUGUGGAGACCCGAUCAGUAGCCACUGGCCCCAUGACCCCAGUGACCACAUCACCCCACUCCUCAUAUCCAGAAGUACAGGUGCGAGCAGCUGAGGAAGCGCCUGAGCCUGUGCGGGAGGUCAGCUGGGAUGAGAAGGGCAUGACAUGGGAGGUGUACGGGGCCUCCAUGGAGGUAGAGGUGCUAGGCAUGGCCAUCCAGAAGCACCUGGAAAAGCAGAUCGAGGAGCAUGGGCGGCAAGGGGGACCAUCUGGGUCACAGCUACCUAGCACUCGGGCUGGCUCUCUCAGAGGUGGCCCCCGGCCUGGGGAAGCCAAACGCCCCCCCCAGCUUGUUCAGGGCCCUGUUGCAGAGUAUGCGGAGGCCCCGGUGCUGCUCCCGGGCCGGCCCUACAGCUGAGUGAGCCACUCUUCACCCUACCCUGGUCCUAGGUCCUCCCCUCUCCUUUUUUAUAAAUCUACACCAGUGUCUUGUGGUUUCUCAGGCAACACCUCACCUCCCACAUCCUCCUCCCUAAUUCUCACCUCUGCUGAAGCCUCUGAAGAGUGAAUCGCUCACUUUCACACAACUACACUGGGGGUCAGAGGCAGAAUGAUCCCAAAGCACCCACACUAGGUCCUCUGGCCAGUCUAAAGUCAUCCCUGCCCAAUAUGCCUGGGUUUCUCCCUUUUGCCUCCCUCAGUCCUGCAGGAAUGGGUUCAUCAAGGAACUCAACAUAGCCCAGGGCCACUGGGAACCUGCUCAACCCCACACCCCAGCCUGGGCCCCACUGCCCUUUUGAAGGCACAAGCCCCAGCACCUGUACCUGGUGUGUCUCUGAUCCCAAGGCCCAGAGAGCCCUCCCCAUCUCACCCCAACCCCAGGCCUUGGAGGUGGCCUUGGAUCCAGUCAGUCCUUUGGAUCCCUGGGUUGCUCCCUCCCCAAACCUCCUUGACUGAGCCCCUGAGGUAGGGAGGGGAGAAGAGAGGGUUGUGAUGAGAGGAGAGGUUGCUACCCCAGGACCACAAAACCCUGAUAAUAGCUGACAUUUGUUCUCUUGUGCUCUGAAGUUGGCAAAGUAUUGUACAUCUGUUAUCUCCCUUGGCCCUCACAAUGGCCCCAUGGCGUAGGAAGGACCACAGGUAUUAUCAUCUCCAUUUUACACUGAGGGAACAAGCUCAGAGAGCUAUGUACCUUGCUCUCAGUCUCAUUGCUAGGAAGUGUCUGAGGCAGGAUUUGAAUUUAGAUCUCUCCUGAUCCCAAGCCCAGUACCGCACUGCCUCUCCCACAUGGCCCUAGAUAGGGCAAUGCAUGAGAAAUAUGGACAAUUUGGUAGCAAAGUCUGUUUGCAUGUGGAGCCAUGAAGGAAGACCUCAAGUGAGUAUGUAAGUUCUCAAGUGUGUGAGGCUCCGAGUGUGCAAGCCCCAAGUACACUGCCUCAAAGCUACCAGUAUUUAUCAAAUGGCCCAUGUGUCCCCAUUUCUGAAUCCCUCAGCAGCCUGGACUUGUCUGGAUUAUUCAGAGAAUGGGAUGUAGAAGCUGAUGGCAGGACCCCUGCAGGGCUUAAAAUGACCCCUUACCUCUCCUUAGUCUAUGCUACAAAGGUUGGGCUGGGGGACGUCAGAUGUUUCUUCUGGCCUCCAUUUUCUCCUGGUUAGAGAGGCAGGGAAAUUCCCCAAGCCUUCGCCUGAUUUCCCCAAUUAAAAUUUAUUUCUAAAUGCCUAGGACAUCUAAAGUGAGCUGCUAUUAAGACAGCCUGAUUACCUCCUGGUUGCUGUGUCCAAGGCAAUUGAGGAGGAGGCUCACAGACCAUGUCGGGGCUCCUA